GGCAAGGUCAGUAGUUUCUUGUGUCAAAAACCGAAAACAACUUUCGAACUGAUUCUCUUUAUUAUUUUUUGAAACGUGAUUGAUUACGUUUGUUGACAAAUAAAUUUCGGGUUGAGACUGGAAUUUCAAUUAACGUUGAAAAUGUUUGGCAAAGAUGCUGUGAAAUUAAUCGCAGAACUCGAUCUCACUGAGGAUAUACCACCGUUCAAUGACCGGGUAGUACAACAGGUUUUGGAAGAAAUGCAAACGCUUUAUACAGCUAAUGCAAAAGACGCGCAAAGCAUGAUGGCCGGUGACACUUCAUUUUAUUUGUUAGUACCGUUCCGGCACAUUGUACUCAACCGUAACAAACGCUGUUUAUUGGCUUAUUUUUACAAUCGAAUGAGAAGAUUGAGACAAAUGCGAUGGGAAUUUGGCAGUAUUCUACCACCUGAGGUCAAUGCCAAUCUCCUUCCGGAAGAAAUACAUUGGUUCAAUACAUACAGCGACGCGUUAGCGACUUACAUGAGAUCCAUAGGCUACGCGGACGGUCUCAACCUGACCACUGACAUUCAUCCUCCUAGAUCUCUCUACAUCGAGGUCCGAUGCCUUGUUGAUUAUGGCAGAUUCGAACUGGAAAAUGGACAAGUUGUAAAUCUUAAAAAGGAUGCUCAUCAUUUAUUGCCGCGAUCUCAGUGUGAAUCUCUUGUACGACAGGGGAUCCUUGAGCAUAUACGUUCUUAGUCGUGACUCGGACUUAUUUAAGCAACUUUUUUCCUAAGCAAAGCCAUUUUCGGCUCUGAGUCAACUCUCAGCAUCAAAAAUAUACUGAUGGGAGGUUGUGAUUGCUUAAUGAGAAUCUACCUACCCUGAUGAUCUUAUCUCAGAGACUCUAACUUGAGGGAUUUCGUAUUUGGAAAAUGUGAAAAGUUUUCCUUCGAUUUUUUGCGUGAUACAUUCAUUCGAAAAUCUCCGUCAAUUACUUUUUUUCGUUAUUGUUUUUUGUAGCUGGAGAAAAAUUUAGGAGAAUUGUUCACCGUUCCGAACUGCAAUGCAAUCGACUCAUUAAAAAAAAUGUAUUACCAUCAACCGAGAAUAUGCAACACUAUACGAAUCAAACUUGUCCGAAAACGCGUCGAUACAAUUCAGAAGCCUAGAAAACUUAUGAAUUCGAAUGACAAAAUUGUUGAUAAAUAAAUUCUCAUAUUUUUCUACAGGUAA
Molecule: messenger RNA, 1200 nt
Organism: Venturia canescens
Lineage: Eukaryota; Metazoa; Arthropoda; Insecta; Hymenoptera; Ichneumonidae
Product: DNA replication complex GINS protein PSF1-like
Exons: 4
Coding region: 142-723 (193 amino acids)
Biological process (GO): DNA replication; DNA strand elongation involved in mitotic DNA replication
Cellular component (GO): GINS complex
Source: RefSeq, a predicted model, not a curated record